Molecule: messenger RNA, 789 nt
Organism: Funneliformis mosseae
Lineage: Eukaryota; Fungi; Glomeromycota; Glomeromycetes; Glomerales; Glomeraceae
Source: the annotation of a GenBank genome assembly
AUGGCGUUUGACAACACGUCAGUUAAUGCUCAAGACCUUAAUAAUGACAUGAUAACUGAACGCGCAUUAAUUUAUUUACAACAAUAUCAUAUAUUGUAUAAAGAAAUUCCAUCAAAUUAUGCAUUAGACGAUAGCAUUGCCCCUCUGGAUGAUAAUGUUAUUACCUAUUAUCAUCUUCAAGGUGACCUUAACAAAAGCUAUGAAGUUAUUUGUCGAAAGAUUCAGCUUUAUCAAUAUCAACAUCGUAAUUAUAUAGAAUUUCAACAGUUUGAACAACAAUGUCAACAAGAUUUUGUAGAGCAAUUAAAACUCGAUUUGACUGGUUAUUUAUCACCAAACUACAAUUCUUUGAAUUUCGUUGAAUGUCCUAAUAUUUUUACUGAAAAAGAAACGGGUCAACACUAUAUCGUUAUGGAUUUUCCCCAACUCGUUGAAAAUCAGUUUCAAGGAUCUUUUGAAAAAAAAUCUCUCUAUAAUAUUUCUUCCUUAGACUUCCAAUCCUAUAAAAGUUAUGAAGAAAGCUCAUCUGAAAUCGAAACUUUUAAUGAAAUUGAAAGCCAAUCUAAUGAAGAAAAACAUAAGAAAAUGGUUUGGAAAUUACCAAAACGUGGCUUAAUCGCUCAUGAAGUUAAAGAAACUCUCUGGGAGGGUGCUUCUCGAAUGUUAAACGAAAAGAACCACAAUUUUACUGCUGGGCAAUGUGCAACUAAAUAUAAAAACCUUAAACAAAACAAAGACAAGGAAGGUUCAAAAAUUUGGAAGUUAGAAAUUGAAGAGAUUAUCAACUAA